Racocetra persica is the source of this 447-nucleotide messenger RNA. The record is from the annotation of a GenBank genome assembly. Lineage: Eukaryota; Fungi; Glomeromycota; Glomeromycetes; Diversisporales; Gigasporaceae.
AUGGAGUCUCGUAUACUUAUGCAAAACCUUUAUAAAGCCUCGAUGAACAUGAAAGAUGGUUUUUAUCCUAAAAAAUAUAUUCAACUUGCAGCCUUGAAUAUUAUUUCCCUUAUGUGUUUAGCAAGACGUAUAGAUAGUAUAGAAGAUCCAUCAUAUCAAUAUUUUGAAAAAUUUUUGAAGAGUCAUUUAGAAUUUUGUAGAGUAACAAAUAGAUUAGGUGACUUUUUUCCAAUCUUGAAAUGGUUUUCGAGCAGCAAAUUCUUUAAUAGAGUGAUCGAACAAAGAAAUAAACUGGAAUCCUUUUAUGGAAAUUUUGUUAAAGAAGUUAAGGAUGAUAAAGAAAAGAAACCUUGUGCUAUUAGAGAUUUACUCCAUAAAGUAGAUGAAGGUGUACUAGAUGAAUUUGAUGUUAUUCAUAUAACUGAUAAUAUAUUUUCUGCUGGAACA